UUGGACGCUAUCCAGUUGGAAUCACGCGGCGAGAACGCGCAAACGCCGUUUAUCGAUCGCCAAAAAAUUACGAAACAAAAAUAGGCAGUGUCAAUAUUAAUUAACAACGUACUUUAAUACAUUUUUAUUUAUAGAAAAACCAACAAAAAAUAAAACAAUCUGUGAUAAAUUAAAUAUAAGCGAUCAAAAUUAUAAUUAUAUUUUUAGUUCGUCAAUAUAUUUGCGUUUUGUGUUGUGUUACUAGAAACGAUGUAUCAAUAGUUAAAAAUAAAUCGCGAUUAAGACCGCAGACUCUGAGUGUACAGUGGACAAUAAAAGCUGAGUGCAAACAAACAAUAAAACUGCAACUAUUUUGAGCACGCUGAGCAUAAAACGAGCAAACUGAUGCUCAUAAACAAAAUGGCCACUAACCGGCACGCGACUCCGUUUAUAAAUCACAAUAUGUUUAUUUGUAUUUUCGUCUCACUCUUGCUGCCGAUGGCAAACGAAGGUGCGUCAAAUGUUUACGGAGACAGCCGAAGUUUUCCGAACGAUGACGGAGGGAAAAGACUGACGAGGGAAUACCACCUAAGGCAAGGGGCUUUAAGGGGACUGAUUGUAAGACCAAGUCGGCAGUAUGAUUUCCAGUAUGUGGAAAUGUUUCUUGGUAUACCAUAUGCUGCUCCUCCUACGGGGAACCUGAGGUUCAUGCCGCCUGUGAAUGCCCCACCCUGGCCAGGAGUGAAGAUGGCCACUCGGUUUGCCCCUGUCUGUCCACAGGCACUGCCACCUAUCAAAAAGGGCAACCCUCCAUCAUCAGGUCGACAACAUUACAUGAAUCAGCUCAAAGGCUUCCUCAGGAAUGAGUCUGAAGAUUGCUUAUACUUGAACAUUUAUGUUCCGUAUAGAGAACAAAAAUCCAAGAAGUUUCCAGUGCUAGUCUUCAUUCACGGUGAUUCCUUCGAGUGGAGUUCUGGUAAUCCGUAUGAUGGAAGGAUGCUGGCAUCAUACGGAAACGUCAUGGUCAUUACUGUAAACUUCAGACUUGGGAUAUUAGGCUUUAUGAAACCGAGUCUGACAGAACAUGUCUACGGCAAUAAUGGCCUCCUAGACCAGUUGGCAGCUCUGCAGUGGAUCAAAGAUAACAUUGAGGAUCUGAAUGGUGAUCCAUCCUCCGUUACCCUCAUGGGUCACGGGACUGGUGCCGCCUGUGUCAGCUUCCUGAUGCUGUCUCCAAUUUCCAAUGGACUAUUUCACCGCGCCAUACUCAUGUCCGGGUCUGCGUUGUCAGACUGGGCGAUGACGAAAGAUCCGACGCCGUACACUUUACAAGUAGCCCAGAGCCUGGGUUGCAAUCCAAGUUCCAAGAACAUGAUGGCGUGUUUGCAAAAGAAACCUUUAUCAGAAAUCAAGAAAGUACAGAUUUUAGCAAGAGAGUUCGAGACACCUCUAGGGCCAGUGGUAGCUGGAUCUUUUAUUCCAAACGAACCAGCUAAGACUAUGGAGUCCUUCCCUAACCUAUUGAGCAAGUACCAGCUUCUAAGUGGAGUGACUGAGUUAGAAAGAUACCACGACUUCGGCGUGAUAGAACUUGAGCAUGGAGUACUGGAGAACCAGAGAGAUGACUUUAUAAAAAAAUAUGCCAAGAUCAUAUUCGAAGGUGCUGAGGACGAAACCUUGAAAUCCAUUUUGAAAGAAUAUUCGCCAUCAAAGCUGGACCCGCAGCGUUGGAACGUAGAAACGAAUCGCGACGUGAUUCUCAAUAUGUUCAGCGAUGCUCGGACUCUCGCUCCAGUCAUUCGCUUCGCCAACUAUCAGUCGCAAGCCAACCGACAAUCCUACUUCUACGUUUUUGGACACAAUUCCAUCAGCUCCGAUUAUGCUGCUCUCAACAAAAGCGUUCAAGGGGAAGAGUUGCCAUAUGUGUUUGGUGUGCCACUAGGAGUUACAAACACACACUUCAACCCCGACUACACACAACAGGAAAAACUACUCAGCGAAGUUAUUAUGAGGAUGUGGACAAAUUUUGUCAAAUAUGGGUCUCCGAAUUCUCAGGCUCCGGUUAAGUUCCAUAACUUAGACCGAAGACAAUGGAGUCUGUAUGACAUUGACUGGCCCGAGUAUGACGGCGCUCGCCAAUCUUACUUGAAGUUCGACAUUCCACCAGAGGUAGAUACAUCGUAUCGUUCCAAUUAUACCAAGUUUUGGAUAGAUACGUUACCAAAUAAAGUGAGCAAGUAUAUAGUGGAUCCCUUGUUCGAAUACACUCCCCCACCAUCUUCAACGAGACCCAAGAUUAGCCACAGGAACACGGGAAGCGCACCUAGUGAAACAAAACCUACAAAUAAAUACCCUAGUACGUCUGUUAAAGAUCCUAUCCGACGAAUCUGGGCCCCUCAAGUAGCGGAAACUCCACAUUACUCUUCAUCGGGAAUAUAUGGGAAAAUGCGUCCAUAUUCGCAGCCAGUUAGAAGGCCGGACACUAACGUUAUAUACAAGGAGAUUAUGUCCAUCGAGAAGCCAGCCCGGCCCGUACCAUCGGGGUUAAUGGAAAAAACCGUAACACAUUUUACACACACUACUACGUCUAAACCAAUAGUCAACUUGGCAGUAAAAACGUCCAGCGCAACUAUCGCGUUGAUAGUGUCGUUAGCUAUUCUCUUUCUCGCUAUCAACGUCGCAAUUUGUUUUAUAUUUUAUAUCAAAAAACGUAAGCUCAGGCUGCGAGAACAAACACUCGAGAGUUCUCAUCAGCCGCGCGCUGAAAUAGGUGAAGUAGAUGUAAUCGGCCAAAAGAGCUCUAAGGAUGACAAAAGCGCUUUGCAAACUCUAAAAAACGGUUGCAGCGUCAUUAAGUCGAUGAGUUUUAAUAAAAUGAAAAACAAUUCCAAGAAACAUAAAAAGAAAUCGGAAGUCUGUAAAACCCCCAAGUCUGAUGACUCAGGGGGAUUUAGAGAGAGAUUUAAACUAAGACGGCAUUUAUCGACUAGCACUUUAGAUGCUCACACUAAAGUGAGGGACUGGAUUGCCAAUGAAAUGAUGCAUCGAUGCUCCCCAGGCAUAUUGAGAAAAUCAAACUCUGACUUAAACGAAAAACACAUGACUGUAGCAAAACCAUUCACGAGAUCAGAAGAGCUUCUUUCAGAUACGAAAAAAGGUAAAAAGGAUAACAUUAAAAUGAACGAUAGCGUAAAUUCUAAGAGUUUUGCGUCAAAAACAUACAGUAAAACUAGAACAUCUGAAAAAACUACGUCUACUUCAGCGCUUGGCUCUCAUUCUUCUAUUGGAAGUCAUAAACAGUCCUUGAGUAGUAUAAAACAAACGAGUAAAUCAAACGACUCAAUAAAAAGUAAAGCUACUGAGAGUAUUAAAUCUAAAAAAGUAUCUGUAGCUAUUGAUGCCACACCUGCUGCAAGAACUAAUUCUAUAUUAAAUCAAGAACCGAUUGAAAUAUCUAAAUCAUUCGAUAACGGCGAUCAAAUACAUUCCAAUAAAACAGAAAAAUCUACAGAAGUUGAGUUAAAGUCUCCCAUUCAUACAGAAACGAAGAAUGAUGAAAAAACGUUCACAAACGUAGUGACUCUAUCUGUGCAAGAUAAACCUUUAAUAAUAUCUCAUAAGCAUUCCUCCUCUGAUCCAGUUACUGAUGUCAACUACGAUAAAUUAAUAGAAAAGAUGGAGUCUGCUAAUCUAAUGAAUAUUCUUCCACCUGUUACAUUUAGAAACGAUAUAAAUGUAACUUCUCGUGAAGAACGUCCACAAAUAAAUCCAAUGACGGCUGAAGAAGCCUUACUGACGAUUAAGAAAAGAAACUUUCCCAAGGUACUGCCUGACUUACCAAAGGCACAAAAACGACUGUCAUUACAACCAAAUUCAUUACAAACGUUCCGAGGAUACUCGUCAAUGGAUGAACGGCCUAAAGUUCCACCGCAGCCACCACCACGAACCACGACUCUAGAACGACGUCUUGCGUAUAAAAAUUCAAAACCAUUAUCUUCAUUUGAUGCAUCAAAUGUCAAGAAAAUUAAUGAGGAUACGGCUGUUAAAAAUUAUGAAAACAUUGACAGUUUGUCACCAUAUUAUAACACACCUUCACGAAAUGCGUCAUUUGAACGCAAUAAUAUUUCUGAAACAAAUAUUAUAUUGCCAAAAGAUAGAGAAUUACCAAGAGUGAUCAUAGCUUCUAGUGAUAAUCCAUCGUUACAAGAACCAAAGAUAGUAAUUACGCCUUCUCCUAGUCAGGUAGAAAUACCUACUAAUGCGCCAAGAGUUCGUCUACCCGACGAUUUUCACAUGCAAGGAUCUAUCACAUCGUUUUCAUCGUUUUGUUCUGAUGAGGAUGAAGAAGAUGAUGUUGAUAUUGAUGACGAAUUUGAAGACAAACUAAUUCAGGAAUUAGUUGGUGGUGUUGAUUCACCAACAAAUAUGGAGGAUGUAUUGGACUCCAAAGGACCAGACUCGAUUUUUGAAAAGAAAUUAGAAAUCGUACCAGUUAAAAUUAAUCCCGGUAUUGUAGUUCCUAAAUCAAAAGAUGAUUACGUAUGCGUAAGUGAUUUGUUUUUACCAGAUGUGAGUGAUUUAGAAAAAACUGCCCAAAUAAAACCUAAUUUCGGUCUGAAUAAACUGCAACAUAGAACAGAAAGUAUUCAUAGACCACCAGAAAAAGCUGUUAAAGUUAAACAGAGAAAAAGUAGAACACCUUCCAUUUUAAAUCGAAGUUCUAAGAGUAAAAGGGGUAGUGAUAAAAGUAGGGGUGAUACAGUCAAACUGGAACAUUCUACUUCAGGGUCAUCGAAUGAUACUGAAACCAGCACAGGUACAGUCAAGAAAGUAGAAUUUAAAAAAGGUUGAUUGCAAGUUAGACUGAGAUGUAUCUUUUUAAAAAUAGUCUUAAAAUACCAUAAUUUUAAUUAAGUUCCAUACCCCAGUAACAGUUUAGUAGUUUUACAACUUAAGCCAUAGAAUUACCAAGCUAAGAUCUCUGUAGAUGUAAUAGAUAAAGAUUAUUUGAAGUACUGGAAAUAUUUUCCAUUCGAAGCCACACUUUGGAACAAGUACCUAGCUUCACUGACGGACAGACUGACAGACUAUUAUUUAUUUCUAUAUUUGUUGACAUUACCUAUUUAUGGUUUAAUUGUAAUAAAUGAUUUGACUAUGACUUUGUUAAUAUCUGAUGAACCAUUUGGAUUUCGUACAUCAAAAAUAGCUGUAAGUACAAAAUUUGCGAUGUCCUAAAAUUAAAUCCAUUCCAUCGAGAGUGAAAUGAAAUUAUUCAAUUGAUAAAACUUUUGUAACAUUGUAUAUUAUUAUUUUAUAAGUAAGCUUAGUUAAUAACUGAGUGUCUUCGUCAAUUCGUGCAUAAUUUUGUAAUAAGUACACUAUAAUUUAUAAUGUAACUGUUUACGUUUUGCUAUUGUAAGAUACCUGACCAAACGUUUAGCCAAAGUAUCAUUUAUGUAAAACUGCAUUUAGAGAAUAUAAGUUUUGUACAAAAUUA
This is a messenger RNA of Spodoptera frugiperda (fall armyworm), 5476 nucleotides long. RefSeq lists its product as uncharacterized. The transcript has 12 exons. The record is from RefSeq and is a predicted model, not a curated record. The coding region runs from base 385 to 4830 and encodes 1481 amino acids. Lineage: Eukaryota; Metazoa; Arthropoda; Insecta; Lepidoptera; Noctuidae. Gene Ontology annotation, biological process: presynaptic membrane assembly; synaptic vesicle endocytosis; chemical synaptic transmission. Gene Ontology annotation, cellular component: postsynaptic membrane; synapse; cell surface. Gene Ontology annotation, molecular function: signaling receptor activity; neurexin family protein binding.